UGAGUCCUGUGACUACGUGCACAAGCUCAAAAUUUUCAACAGUAGCUCUUCCUCCAGAAGUUUCUAGAGCAGCUGGGGGAGUUUGUGGGACAGAAUCUGGCUAGAACCUGCCUAGAAUUCCACUCCCAGGUCAAGAAAUUUGGAAGAUGAGGGCCUUUCAUCCAAAGGUUUCCCUAGACCUACCUGGUAUCAUCACAGCCCAUCUGCUUCAAAUUUGUACCCUCUUCCUGACCUUGCUCAACAUGGCCCCAAGCAACCAACCCUUCAUCACAGUCUGGAAUGCAGACACCCAGCGGUGCCUGGAGAGCUACAGUGUGGACGUGGACGUCAGUGUCUUUGAUGUGGUAGCCAACCCUGGGCAGACCUUUCUCGGCCCUAACAUGACCAUUUUCUACAGCUCAAAGCUGGGUACCUACCCCUACUACACAGCCACUGGGGAGCCCGUGUUUGGUGGGUUGCCACAGAACACCAGCCUGAGCGAACAUCUGGCCUAUGCAUUUCACGACAUCCAGGCUGCCAUGCCUGCUCCUGACUUCUCGGGGCUGGUGGUCAUUGACUGGGAAGCAUGGCGCCCACGCUGGGCCUUCAACUGGGACUCCAAGGAUAUUUACCGGCAGCGCUCACAAGCACUGACUCAGGCUCAACACCCUGACUGGCCCGACAGUCAGGUGAAGACAGUAGCCAGGGACCAGUUCCAGGAGGCUGCACAGGCCUGGAUGGCAGGCACCCUCCAACUGGGACAGAUACUGCGUCCUCGUGGCCUCUGGGGCUUCUAUGGCUUCCCUGAAUGCUACAAUUAUGACUUUAAAAGUACUAACUAUACAGGCAAGUGUCCAUUAGUCAUCUCUACUGAGAAUGACCAGCUAGGGUGGCUGUGGAACCAGAGCCGUGCCCUCUACCCCAGUAUCUACAUAUCUGCAGCACUGAUGGGCACAGGGAAGACACGGAGAUAUGUGCGACACCGUGUGGCUGAGGCAUUCCGUGUGGCCAGGGCUGCCAGAGACCCCAGUCUACCAGUGCUGCCCUACACCCAGAUCUUCUAUGACACAACAAACCAUCUUCUGCGCCUGGAGGACUUAGAGCACACCCUGGGGGAGAGUGCAGCUCAGGGGGCAGCAGGAGUGGUGUUCUGGGUGAGCUCAAAGAAUACAAAUUCCAAGGAAUCAUGCCAGGCCAUCAAGGAGUAUAUGGAUACAACAUUGGGGCCCUUCAUCCUGAAUGUGACUAGUGGGGCUCUUCUCUGCAGUCAAGCUCUGUGCUCUAGCCAUGGCCGCUGUGCCCGCCGCCCCAGCCAUCCGGAGGCUCUCCUUAUCCUCAACCCUGCCAGCUUUUCCAUCCAGUUCUCAUCAGAUGGCAAGCCCCUGACCCUGAAAGGUGCUCUCUCACUUGAAGAUCAGGCACAGAUGGCCAUGAAGUUCAGAUGUCGUUGCUACCGUGGUUGGCACGGAGCAUCAUGUGAGCAGCUAGUCAUGUGAUGAUUGAUUGGCCACACCAGUCUGCACACACUGAGCAUCUAAUGUAGUAUGAGCUGGCCAUGGCUUCCUCAAAUGAAGACAUAAGUUACUCAAAUCAUGGUCACUGUCAGGAAUAUACUCAGUCACCAUCAUAGGAAUAUGCCCUGCACAUAAAUGCACACUCAUGGACAGGACAACCAUAUAAGGAGUUAGCAACAGGGCAGACCUUACCAACCCAUGUUCAUAUGAGUCUAUGUGACAGAGUCAUAGACAGUUCCUGUAGAGACAGUUUUGGAACUUCAGGAAGCCCUGUGCUGAGUUUGCUAAAUGGGCUAACUCUUCACAAUAAGACUGAGACACCCAUAGAGAGGGUGUGUACUUUUUUUUUUUUUUUUUUUUUGGCAGAACCAGGGAUUGAACUCAGUCCCACUUGCCAGGCAAGUGCUUAUUCUACUGAGCUAUCUCCCGGGCCCCAAGGGUGUGUACUUUUUGUGAAAGGUCACGCGGCAAGAAAAACUAAUAUUCAAACCAAAGCUGUCCGGCUCCAGGAAUAAAGUCCUUGCACACCUACUGUGUGUUGAUGGUACUCUUGAAUCUGCUGACAGGCACCAGCUCUGCACAAUCCAGACAAUAAAAUUCGUUAU
Molecule: messenger RNA, 2098 nt
Organism: Octodon degus (degu)
Lineage: Eukaryota; Metazoa; Chordata; Mammalia; Rodentia; Octodontidae
Gene: Hyal1
Product: hyaluronoglucosaminidase 1
Exons: 4
Coding region: 147-1475 (442 amino acids)
Biological process (GO): carbohydrate metabolic process; hyaluronan catabolic process
Molecular function (GO): hyalurononglucosaminidase activity
Source: RefSeq, a predicted model, not a curated record